AUGAUAGCCUGCAAGAGCAUAAUAACAAAGCCAUGCUUUUCCUGGGAUGCCAGCGACGUGGUGCUUAUUGCGGCGCCCAUCACACAUGCCUCUGGCUUCCUGUGCAUCACUUUUGGAGUGCUUCUUGGCGCCACCGUUGUGAUGGAAAAACCAGGUGCUAACUUGACACACACCAGCCAGCUCGUGAGCCAGUACAAGGUAACCGCCAUCACGCUCCUACCAGCGCACUUACGCGCAAUUGUCGCCGAGAUGCUGAAAACGGGAAACCAACUGAAGGGCGUCCGCCGCAUCGGUAUCGGAGGAAGCGCGUUACCAGAAGCCUUGUACAGAGAUGUGCGAUCCACUUUCUGCGACUUUGAGUGCUUGGUGAAUGGAUACGCUUUGACAGAGUCCAUGGGGAUCCUCUGCUCGCCUUCCAUUCAUGCGGCCACUGGCAUGGACGUUGGAUUUCCGGCUCCCUCUUCUAAAAUUAAGGUGGUUGACAUAGUAACACGGAGGAAACUAGGUCCAAACGAGGUUGGCGAGAUUUGUUUUCAGAUACCAACGCUAUUCAAGGAAUACUACAAGAGGCCCAAAGAGACAACAGAACUCUUCGAGGAAGGGGCCUGGUGCAGGUCAGGAGACGCCGGGUACUACACCGAAUCUGGGAGGGUUUUCAUUGUACAGCGGCUCAAAGAAAUGAUCAAGUGCAUGGACAAUCAGGUGGUACCUGCAGAGCUAGAGGAGCUCCUCUUCGAAGUGCACUCGCAGGACAUUUCCGAUGUUGCUGUAGUGGGACUGCCACAUGCUGAAUACGGGCAGGCACCGGCAGCAGUGGUAGUGCUAAAGAAGCCCAGUGCCAACGAGCGUCAAGCUGACGAUAUCGCCAAUAAAAUAAAAGCCACAAUUUCAGAUAACCUGGCUGUGCACAAACGCCUUUACGGAGGCGUGUUCUUCAUGGAGGCGCUGCCGAAGACUGAAACUGGAAAAGUGAAUCGGAAUAUCCUGAUCGAAGAGUGUGCUAAAAGAAUUGCGUACUGAGACUAAGGGUAACCAGCAUGAAGGCACACAAUAAAAUCUAAGGAC
Molecule: messenger RNA, 1065 nt
Organism: Rhipicephalus sanguineus (brown dog tick)
Lineage: Eukaryota; Metazoa; Arthropoda; Arachnida; Ixodida; Ixodidae
Product: luciferin 4-monooxygenase
Exons: 6
Coding region: 1-1020 (339 amino acids)
Molecular function (GO): CoA-ligase activity
Source: RefSeq, a predicted model, not a curated record